This is a messenger RNA of Effrenium voratum, 4701 nucleotides long. The record is from the annotation of a GenBank genome assembly. Lineage: Eukaryota; Dinophyceae; Suessiales; Symbiodiniaceae.
AUGAAGCAUUUUCCGUGGACGGUCUCAAACCAGCGCAGAGAGAGAGGCUCGGGCCGCAAGCCACGGGAGAACCUGUUACCGGUCCACGAACUGCUGCAGGUGGAAGAUCCGCGAGCUGCGGAUAAAUCUACCCUGCCUGGAGCAGCCAAGCGCGUGCGCCUGAGCAGGUCAUCGGUGGAGUCCGAGGUUAUCAAGGCCAAGGCAUUUGACCUCUUGAAGACAAUGCUGGCUUACGAUUAUUCUGCUACUCUGCUGGGUGGCAUGUUGUUGCAGGCAUCACCUGACCAGCAGGCCAUGUCUCUUGUCCUCGAGGACACAUUUAGGCGGAAGGCUUCGAGCACGGUCUACAAGCGGGUUCGCGCUUAUUGGCGAUAUUACUGUUGGGCAAGGCAGGAGCGUGGCAUGGAGAAGCAGGCGUUGGUCCCGAGUGAAGAGUCCUUGUAUAGAUAUCUUUCAGCUAUGAGGGAAUCAGGUCGGGGAGCAACGUCUGGGGAGUCUUUUGUGCAGUCAGUCAAUUUUCUGCAUGCCAUGGUCACGUUCGUGCAUUAUCAGCCUGCCAGUUUGAGCAACCGUGUCAAGGGGGUGGCCUUCGACAUGUUUUGCAAGAAACAACCACUGUGUCAGGCAAGGCAGCUAUCUGUGCCUGAAGUGAGGCGGUUGGAGAACAUGGUGAUCUCUCCACUCUCCGAAGCGAUGGGAGUAAUCGCGGGGUACCUUAUGUUUUGCCUGGCCACCAGCUGCAGGUUCGGAGAUGCUUUGUUCGCGACGAAUUUCGAAGUGAUCAAGGACGAGGGCACCAUGGUUAUUCGAGCUGGGACCUUAGUCCAUAAAACCUCAUCCACAAAGGAGAGGAAGACCAAGUUUCUUCCUCUCAUGGGCCUGGGCAAGUUCAUGCAUGAUGAGCCUUGGGCAGAGCAUUGGAUGAGUUUGAGAGCUAGUGCAAACAUGGAUCAGUUCCUGCCCGUUGUGAUGCCUUCGUACAAUGAGAUGCAGGGCCGUUGGCAGCGGUGUGCAAUGACCACCGCAGAAGGGUCGCAGUGGUUGAGAGACAUGCUGUCGGUUAAGCAGCAGGUCAAAGGAUCUCGCCUCAGUUCUCAUUCUUUGAAAGUCACUUUGCUGACUUGGGGAAGCCUUUCAGGUUUGCUGAGCCAGCAGGAGCAACGGGUUAUGGGGCACCAUAUGGAUCCUGGGUCAACUUCUGCGCUGACGUAUAGUCGUGACGCUUUGUCAUCAGUGCUGGCCAAGACAGCAGUCAUUGUGCAGCAGGUGAAGGCUGGGAGUUUUGAUCCCGAUGCUUCGGUUGCCAAGCGAGUAAGCCUGGCCGUCAAGGGUCUCAUGGAGCAAGUUGAUGAGCAUGAUCAAGAGUGGAAACCUCCUGAGGAGGAUCAGGACGUCUCCUCUUCAGAAUCCGAGGUAGCCUCUGAAACGCUGGAAGACCCGGAGGAAGUUGAGCAGCAGGCCAGAAAUACCUGUGAGUUGGUGCGCCACCAGGUCUCUGGGGUGCUCCACAUCCUUGUGGAGGCUUUGACUGAGCUUCUUGAACUGACGGAGCAGAUCUCGGGCCCUCGAGUCAUACCGUACAGGAGGCUCUAUUUUGAGAGUCAAACUUUGGCGCUGAGUGACAUGAAGCAGCGGCUGGAGAGAAGAGAUGAUCAGGCGCCUCGGAAAAUGUGCCUGCCCGAGCGGGUUCAGCGUUUGAAGUUGGCCCGAGAUGAGCUGACAGGAAUCACCAUUGACGCGGCGUUCGAGCCGUCUCAUCGGCUCACUGACAUUUGUCUUCAGCAGUGUGAGGACCAAUCUAUUUCCUACAUCGAGCUGCACGACUGUACAAGCAGGGAGUGGGAAAUAAGCAACAGGAAGCGUGAUUCGGCUAUUGAGUUUCAAGUUGAUGGCACGCUCAGGAUGACGAAGAAGGAGCAGCGAGUUCAUCACGAGCCGACCGGAGAGCACAAGAUCCGCACUGCCAUGCUGAGGAGGGCUCUGGCUUACCACUUGGUGGGCGCUGCAUCGUAUCAGGUUUUGGAACGAGCGAUUACGAAACUCUUCUCUUACCUGAGCCGCGAACCUGUUCGGGGAUUCAGAGCCGUCUCCUUGCAGCAGAUUGUAUUUGCAGAGAAACAGAUGUGGAUUGAGGCUUCGUUGGCAACGGUGGGAAAGGUCCUAGACACUGCCGCGCCUAAGCCUCUGAACGAGGCGAUUACUGCCGCCAUGGACUCCCCGGAGGUGACGCAGGGCGAGGGGCUCAGCGUCCGAAUUCAGUGCUAUGAGUUUCACUUACCGUUUGAUUGGCGGCAGAUGAAGCCAGUGGAUUGGAGUCAGCCGGUGGACCAACUUUUUGCAGUAGAGUUGUUCGCGGGCACCGCCGGUCUGUCGGCUGAGAUGCAACGCCAACAUUUUCAGGUUUUGCCCAUUGACCACAGCAGGUCCCGAGGGCCUAAGGUCAAGUUAGUGCUUCUGGACGUGACCAAGCCGCAGCAGUUUCAGAUUUUAUUGCAGUUGCUCAUGACGGCCAACAUUGCAUAUUUCCAUGCGGCUCCGCCCUGUGGUUUCGCUGGCGAGAAGCGGGCGGCCCGGGCCUGGGGCAUUGUCUCGAUGCCCCCUCUGGUGUCAGAAUUUGCCAUGAUUGCGGAUGUGGAGCUCGACUCAGCAGCUCAGGGAGCUCGGCACCCUGUCGAUGUGGUUCGCCUCGUCCCAGAUCAGCUUACAAACAGCGUCUUGCAAGUGUUGAGGAUGGGGCCUAAGCUCACCAACUUGAAGAGGCGUUUGAGCCUGGCGAAGAUCAAGCGGCUGAGGAUCCAACUGGCUGCCGAAGAAGUCAGACUGCAUGCGAAGUUGGAUCCGGACGUGGAAUGCAUUUUGCAGGGCAAGAACUUGUUAUUGUGGAAGAAGCUGCUUGAGGAGUCUGGAUACAAGGACCUUUCAAUUUGGGAUGAAGUUGUUCGAGGUGUCAAGAUGACGGGGCCGGCAAGCUUGUCCGAGGAGAUGCCUCAUGGAUACCAAGUGCCGAACAUGUCCGAGCGCGAAGUUCAAGCCAAGGCCCACUGGUGGAGACGUGCGUCAGUUGCAAAGUGCCAGGAACGUGACCCUGAGCUUGAUGCUGAGCUGUGGAAACAGACUCUGCUGGAGGUCGAGAAGGGUUGGUUGCAAGGGCCGUUCUCCGAAGAGGAGGUGACGGCGCUGGUGGGGACAUCCAGCUGGCUGGCAACACGGAGGUUCCCUUUGAGGCAAAAGACGAAGGUCCGUAUCAUAGACGAUGGGCUGGAGUCUGGCUUGAAUGCUUCAUAUUCGACCCCGAAUAAGCUGCGGUUGCACGACCUGGACACUUUGACGGCUUUAGCGCUGCUCAUUCGAAGGUGCCUGGCAGGGAAGGGACGGCAGACAGUUGCUAUGGCAGAUGGCUCGCUGCGAACGGCAGAGCUGGCAGCUGACUGGCCGGCCGAGGUAGAUCUGCUGGGAAGAUGCCUGGACUUGACAGACGCCUACAAACAACUCGCGGUGGACCCCAAGGAGGCCUGGAGCCGCGUUUUGGUGGCCUAUGAUCCUGAGAGAAAGGAGCCCAGGUUUUUCUUGACGCGGGCUCUGAUGUUCGGGAGCUCGGCCAGCGUUUACUCGUUCAACAGGGUGUCGAGAAGCCUUUGGCAUCUGGGACAGUUUUUCUUGUGGCAAUGGAGCACAAACUACUACGAUGAUUAUCCCUCUAUAGAGACGCGUGAGACGGCGGGCUCGGCCAGGGAGACCAUGGAGGGAUUGCUAGAAGAGCUUGGAUGGCGUUUUGCAAAAGAGGGCAAGAAGGCAAAACCUUACUGCGACUCCUUUGAGGUGCUGGGCGUUGUGUGCUCUUUGAGGGGCACCUCGGUUUCCUUGGCCAACAAACCCAGCCGUGUGGAGGCGAUAGUCGCGAACAGUGAGGCGUGGGUGCGAUCAGGUUGGAUAAGCCCUGGAGAAGCAGCGUCAAUGCAUGGAGUCUUGAAUUUUGCCAAGGGACACUUUCAAGGGCGAGCGUUGGAGCCUGCGGCGAAGUUUCUUAGCCAGAUAGCUGCGGGGGGUUGCAAGGAGGCGGACAGGGAGUUGCUGCCCGAGGUCGUUUCGUAUCUGCAUGCUGUUGUGAGAGGCUCGCGCCCCAGGGAGUUUGGCAUUCAUGAUGACUGCAGGCCUAUGCUAGUUUUCACUGAUGGUGCGUUUGAACCGGAUGCUGAGCAGAAGUAUGGGGCAGGAGCGGUGUUGUGGGACACCGCCAGCCAGAGGGGUUCUUCGCACAGCGUGGUGGUGCCUCCGGAUCUGGUGGCUGCUUGGCAAAGUGCGGGCAAACGCCAACUCAUUAGCGAACUGGAAAUGCUGCCAGUGCUUUCAGUGUGUGAGUCGGCUGCAGACAUGCUGUGGAGAAGACGAGUGCUCCUUUUUUGCGACAACAACGGUGUUAGGCAGAUGCUGGCCAAAGGCAAUACCCCUUGCCCGGGACUGUUUGCCAUGCUGGCCCUCGUUCACAGAGCGCUGGCCAAGGCGGAGUGCUUGCCGUGGUUUUGCAGAGUGCCUUCAAAGUCAAAUCCCGCCGACGGGCCUUCGAGAAACUAUUGGCAAGAUGAGGUUUGCGCUGCCCAGUGCCUGAGAGGGCCGGAUUUCACAAUACCGCCUGCCUUAGUCAGCGCACUGCUGUCCAGGCAGACUUUUCUGAGUUUCCUGAAUGCAGAGUCGACUCUGUGA